AAUUUUUCAUUAGUGUGGUCUUAGAUUAGAAGGAGUUUGAUUAAUUGAAGGUGGAGGGAUGAUGGUGGUUUGGAUUCCAUCAGGGCUCUGCCCCAACACAUUGACCUAUCUGCCUUCAAUGUCUUCCCUUCAUAAGCUAUUAGGAUGCUGUACGUGGGGCGGGGAUGAUGCUGGUACUGCGGGUACGGCAUGUAGUGGUGAGGUGCCGGCGGGACGAAGUGCUGAGGUGGCAUCAUCUGGUGCAGCAUUACCAUCGCCGCCGCCGGCGGCGGAUACUGCAUCGCCAUCCACUGCGGCUGUGGCUGUGGCGGCUGCUGCUGCAGUUGACUCUGCUCCUGCGGCUUUUGUGGCUGCGAUUCAGAACCAUCGGUUUGCAUCCUUAUCUCCUCCGCUUACUAUUUUUGUGUCUAUUCAUGGAGGCCACAAGUUUGUGUCUCUCCACCAAAAACCUAUCUGGUUCCAGUCCACUCCUUUAAUUUUUCAUUAGUGUGGUCUGAGAUUAGAAGGAGUUUGAUUAAUUGAAGGUGGAGGAAUGAUGGUGGUUUGGAUUCCAUCAGGGCUCUGCCCCAACACAUUGACCUAUCUGCCUUCAAUGUCUUCCCUUCAUAAGCUAUUAGGUGUGGGCCGGAACUUUUGAUGGUGAAAUGGUUUUAAGAGUCAUGCCACUUAAAUCAUUGUACCUCUUUCACUAAAGCUUAUCUCUUUCUGUCAUAUUCAUUCUUUAAUAUCUCCCAUUUUCUCCUUAUUUGUUUCCUCAUCAUAACUCUUUACAAUUUUUUCACCAUCAACUAUGAAAAACUCGUUGAAGUAAGUAUUAGGUAUGAUCUUCCUUUUAGAUUCUUUAAUGUUAAUGGAAACAUGGCAACAUGUUAUGGGAUUAAGGUCAAAAGAUAGCAGAGGCUCCAGUGGUCCUAGUAUCUAUGGAAGCUGGAAACUCCAUCCAUGGAUUUCUGGAGUCUCUCUUUAUGAUGGAGUCAGCCCAACAUAGAAAAAUGGACGCACAUAGGAUUUGAGCAGUCCUGAAAAAAGGGCAAAAGCAGCUACAUGCAAAAGGGGAUCUGUUUUAUACGUAAGUGGCAAAAUGGCAAUGGCAUGAAUGAAAAGCCACUUUGGUUUGGGGCUCCAACCUUGUAAAGCUAAUUACUUUAAUUCAACACACAAUCUCAGAUUUGGACCCUCCACAAGAUCAUCUG
Molecule: messenger RNA, 1193 nt
Organism: Rubroshorea leprosula
Lineage: Eukaryota; Viridiplantae; Streptophyta; Magnoliopsida; Malvales; Dipterocarpaceae
Source: the annotation of a GenBank genome assembly